This is a messenger RNA of Pelobates cultripes (western spadefoot toad), 1921 nucleotides long. The record is from the annotation of a GenBank genome assembly. NCBI's taxonomy places the organism in Eukaryota, Metazoa, Chordata, Amphibia, Anura, Pelobatidae.
AUGAACACACAGUAUAAUAAUACUGAGUAUCUAUACACUGAUAAUGAACACACUGCUCUGUAUAAUGAUACUGAGUAUCUAUACACUGAUAAUGAACACACUGCGCUGUAUAAUAAUACUGAGUAUCUAUACACUGAUAAUGAACACACUGCUCUGUAUAAUAAUACUGAGUAUCUAUACACUGAUAAUGAACACUCUGCGCUGUAUAAUAAUACUGAGUAUCUAUACACUGAUAAUAAACACACUGCACUGUAUAAUAAUACUGAGUAUCUAUACACUGAUAAUGAACACGCUGCGCUGUAUAAUAAUACUGAGUAUCUAUACACUGAUAAUGAACACGCUGCGCUGUAUAAUAAUACUGAGUAUCUAUACACUGAUAAUGAACACACUAUGCUGUAUAAUAAUACUGAGUAUCUAUACACUGAUAAUGAACACUAUACUGCUGCACUGUAUAAUAAUACUGAGUAUCUAUACACUGAUAAUAAACACACUGCACUGUAUAAUAAUACUGAGUAUCUAUACACUGAUAAUGAACACACAGUAUAAUAAUACUGACUAUCUAUACACUGAUAAUGAACACACACUGCUAUACACUGAUAAUGAACAUGAUACUGAGUAUCUAUACACUGAUAAUGAACACACUGCGCUGUAUAAUAAUACUGAGUAUCUAUACACUGAUAAUGAACACACUGCUCUGUAUAAUAAUACUGAGUAUCUAUACACUGAUAAUGAACACUCUGCGCUGUAUAAUAAUACUGAGUAUCUAUACACUGAUAAUAAACACACUGCACUGUAUAAUAAUACUGAGUAUCUAUACACUGAUAAUGAACACGCUGCGCUGUAUAAUAAUACUGAGUAUCUAUACACUGAUAAUGAACACGCUGCGCUGUAUAAUAAUACUGAGUAUCUAUACACUGAUAAUGAACACACUACGCUGUAUAAUAAUACUGAGUAUCUAUACACUGAUAAUGAACACACUGCGCUGUAUAAUAAUACUGAGUAUCUAUACACUGAUAAUGAACACACUGCACUGUAUAAUAAUACUGAGUAUCUAUACACUGAUAAUGAACACACUGCGCUGUAUAAUAAUACUGAGUAUCUAUACACUGAUAAUGAACACACUGCACUGUAUAAUAAUACUGAGUAUCUAUACACUGAUAAUGAACACACUGCGCUGUAUAAUAAUACUGAGUAUCUAUACACUGAUAAUGAACACACUGCGCUGUAUAAUAAUACUGAGUAUCUAUACACUGAUAAUGAACACGCUGCGCUGUAUAAUGAUACUGAGUAUCUAUACACUGAUAAUGAACACACUGCCCUGUAUAAUAAUACUGAGUAUCUAUACACUGGUAAUGAACACACUGCGCUUUAUAAUAAUACUGAGUAUCUAUACACUGAUAAUGAACACACUGCGCUGUAUAAUGAUACUGAGUAUCUAUACACUGAUAAUGAACACACUGCGCUGUAUAAUAAUACUGAGUAUCUAUACACUGAUAAUGAACACACUGCACUGUAUAAUAAUACUGAGUAUCUAUACACUGAUAAUGAACACACUGCGCUGUAUAAUAAUCCUGAGUAUCUAUACACUGAUAAUGAACACACUGCGCUGUAUAAUAAUACUGAGUAUCUAUACACUGAUAAUGAACACACUGCGCUGUAUAAUAAUACUGAGUAUCUAUACACUGAUAAUGAACACACUGCGCUGUAUAAUAAUACUGAGUAUCUAUACACUGAUAAUGAACACACUGCUCUGUAUAAUAAUACUGAAUAUCUAUACACUGAUAGUGAACACACUGCGCUGUAUAAUAAUACUGAGUAUCUAUACACUGAUAAUGAACACUCUGCUCUGUAUAAUGACUCAGUAAGGGCAAUUAACACUUUCUGGCUUAGUGGUGCAUCAUUGCAAAAAUUUGCUCCUUAA